GACCGCUUAGAGGCGCUAUUUUGUGUCUGCAGAAAAUGGCGACCGUCAUGCAAAGAAUCGUAAAACCGAAAACCCAGGCAGCUAAGCGAGGGCUGGAGGUGAGAGCGCCAAAGUUGGAGGAGAAUGACAAGGUGGCGAUGUUCAUUAAGGGGGGACACACCAGUGAGACUAUCACUCAGGUGCUCAAGGAACUGUAUUUACUGAAGAAACCAAAUGCCAUCACAUUCAAAAGAAAAAACAUCAUGAGACCAUUUGAUGACCAGUCCUCAAUAGAGUUUUUCUCCCAGAAAAACGACUCUUCCCUGUUCCUGUUUGGCUCCCACAGCAAGAAAAGACCAAACAACCUUGUACUUGGGCGCCUGUAUGACCACCAUGUGUUAGACAUGGUAGAGCUGGGCGUGACCCACUUCAGGUCCAUGCAGGACUUCCCUACAGAGAAGAUUGCCAUGGGAACCAAGCCCUGCCUGGUGUUUGAAGGGGAGGCCUUCGAGCAGGACCACAAGCACAGGAGGCUCAAGAACAUGCUGAUUGACUUUUUCCGAGGUGUGAAGGCCAACAACGUGCGGCUGCAGGGUUUGGAACAUGUGCUGCAGUUCACAGCACUGGACGGCAAGGUCAUGGUCAGGAGUUACAAAGUCCUCCUGAAGAAGUCCGGAAGCCGUACCCCCCGUGUCGAGCUGUCCGAGAUCGGCCCUGCGCUGGACCUGGAGGUUCGGAGAACACGACUGGCCUCAGAUGACCUCUACAAAAAGGCCUGCAAGAAGCCAAAGAAGGGCAAGCCUAAGAAGGUGAAGAAUGUGAAGACAGACGUGUUUGGUGCUAAGAUGGGGCGUGUCCACAUGGAGAGACAGGACUUCAGUAAGCUGCAGACCCGUAAGAUGAAGGGGCUGAAGAGACAAGCUCCGAGCGACAAGGAGAAUGCCAAGAAGGCAAAAACUGAGUCUUCAGAACCUUCUGCUCAAGAGACCUAAUAUUUUACUUUAAAAACAUUUUGCAUAAUACUAAGUGGUGCCACAUGCACUUGACUUUCCCAAAGGCUCUUCAGGAGUGAAAUACUCACAGACCUCAAAAUUGUAUAUUACGAUGUUUGUAAACCUGAAGAGUUGUACAUCUACCACGUGUCACACAAGGAUUUGGAGUUUGGAAACUAAUUUGGAAACUACAUGUAUGUGCGGGGGUACAUGUGCUGUUGUAUGUUGAACAUAACACAGUCUAUGUUUCACUCUAAUGUAACUACUACUAGUAUAUCAGAUAAGAACAAACACAAAUACAAAAUGUACAUGAAACAAUAUUCCAUAAAAUAUGUUUAUUAAUUUUUAUUGGAGUAACUGUAUCCAUCAAAAUGUGUGAGUUCAUGACUGAAAAGUACUUUUUAUAUGACUAUGGCAGCAGAAAUUUCACAAGAGUCAACACUGUAUGGGUCUUAACAUCCUAUACGAAACAGUAAUGAUAUUUGUUAAGUGUUGACUAGACAAAGGUCACCCUCUUCUUUGUAUGUAACUUAAGAAAAGAUCAAAAUACUUUCUCCGUUGCUCCACAUAAUCAACAUUGGUAUGAAAAUGACCUGUCUUUUUUUUGGGUCACAAUUGUUGCUAGUGUUUAACGAUCUCCCUGUAAAGUUAUUUCUUACCAAAAUAAACUGGACAACUAU
Branchiostoma floridae (Florida lancelet) is the source of this 1651-nucleotide messenger RNA. RefSeq names its product ribosome production factor 2 homolog. The coding region runs from base 36 to 971 and encodes 311 amino acids. The record is from RefSeq and is a predicted model, not a curated record. Gene Ontology annotation, cellular component: nucleolus. Gene Ontology annotation, molecular function: rRNA binding. Lineage: Eukaryota; Metazoa; Chordata; Leptocardii; Amphioxiformes; Branchiostomatidae. The transcript has 9 exons. Gene Ontology annotation, biological process: ribosomal large subunit assembly; maturation of LSU-rRNA from tricistronic rRNA transcript (SSU-rRNA, 5.8S rRNA, LSU-rRNA).